UCUUCGGUACGGAUCCUCCCAGUCCCCUCUCUGUCACCUCACAGUAGUCGUUGCCAGUAGCGGGUGUGGGGGCGCGAGCAGCGCAGGGCGGCCUCUCCCCCGCCCCUCAGGCCGGGCCCGGGCUCGGUCCCCCGGCUCCCUCCUCUCCCCACCCCCGUCGGGUACGGGAAGGUCCAAGCCGCUGCCGGGUGCCCGAGGGCCAUCGUGGCCGCCGCCACGGGUCCCAAUGGAGCCGCCGAAUCUCUAUCCGGUGAAGCUCUACGUGUACGACCUGUCCAAGGGCUUGGCCCGGCGGCUCAGCCCCAUCAUGCUGGGGAAACAACUGGAAGGCAUCUGGCACACCUCCAUAGUUGUGCACAAGGAUGAGUUCUUCUUUGGCAGUGGCGGUAUCUCCAGCUGUCCCCCGGGAGGGACAUUGCUUGGGCCCCCAGAUUCUGUGGUUGAUGUGGGGAGCACAGAAGUUACAGAAGAAAUCUUUCUGGAGUACCUGUCCUCCCUGGGGGAGUCUCUGUUCCGAGGUGAAGCCUAUAACCUCUUUGAACACAACUGUAACACCUUCAGCAACGAAGUGGCACAGUUCCUGACUGGGCGGAAAAUCCCUUCUUACAUCACUGACCUGCCCUCUGAAGUUCUCUCCACGCCCUUCGGACAGGCACUCCGACCACUCCUGGACUCCAUCCAGAUCCAGCCUCCUGGAGGGAACGCUGUGGGCAGACCCAAUGGCCAGAGCUAACAGGACUGCACGGGACCACCCGCCUCUCCAGGGCUUUUCCUUUUUAAACAAAACAAACCCUACCAGAUUUCUAUUUUAUAAUUUUACAUCAGAGCUAACAACCAGGGGACGGCUUUUUAAAAUCCCAGGGAAGGAGAUCGUCAGGCUGCAUGUAGGACAAUGCUGCUAAGAAACAGAACAAAAUGCCACCCCUUCUAAUAGUAUUAUACUAAUUUAUUAAGGCUGUCUUGUCUGUGAGUUCACUUUUGACGCUGUUUCCUAAGCGUCCUCCACACUGGAGAAACGGAGGGGAUUUGUUUAAGCAGAAAGCAAGAGGCACAGUUUGGAGGAGCCCCAACCUAGAACCUCCUUCCAGAGAAUACCCACACUCCACCCAGGUUGCCACACCUGUGGGACCCAGGUGAGUUUUACAACAUCGUGACCAGAAGCAGUUACUCUCUAGUGGUUCAAGUACCAAAGGAUUUGGUACACUUGGGACCAGUUGCAGGGUGACUAACCCAGCCUAAGUGAACUCUUUAGCUGCAGCUCCCCGACCUUCCCUCCCCUGUCCCAGCACAUGGGGCCAGGGCUGGAGCAGCUAGAGCCUCAGGAUCACAGGAGAGUGACAGCAAGAAAACAGGAUAAAGCCAUUCCCCCUUCCACUUGGACUGAUCGCAAUUUUCUGCCAUCAGUUUUGGAAAACCUGCCUUGCUGUCCACCACAGGGCUCUCUCCCUCAGCAUAGCUGACCGACGGUCAUAGCUGAAGGUCCGGGCUUGUGCAACAGAGACCCAAGCCUUCUGUCUGCAAACAAUGAUGAAGGUAAUUUGCAGUCACUUAGAACCACCCACCCAGACCGAUAUGCAGUAUUCAGCUGGGGACCAAGGGGAUAUGAUUCCCUGCUCUAGGAAGAUACCCCUGAUGUAGAAAGAAUAAUGAUGCAGAAUCACGGUGGCAAGAAAAUUUAGAAUUGUUUCCAAUAGGAACUUUUACAUUAUCCUAAAUAUGUUUUGAAGGCACAUGUCAUUUCCAUUGUCAUUCUGGCUUUAAGGAGGCCUGGUUGGAGUGUGAAGAGGGCAUUUUCCUAAAGACUUGCUGCUAGAAAUUCAUGGGCAGGGAACAGUCUGGAAUCCUGGAUCUGGAGAGGCUCUCAGACUUCCUUUCUUUACACAAACCAGUGAGUGAGGAGAAAGGACUCGGCUGCCAGGUGCCUAAGUCGUGGCUCUCCCCCUUGGGUCCCUGCCACUUCUAAACUUGAGUUCAAUUGCUCCCUCCAGGGCAGGCGCCUUUCCUCCCUGAAAAGCUGCUGCUCACCCCUGGCCCCAUCCCCACCGUCUCUGCCAUUAGCCAUAGCAGUUGGCAUCAUCAGGGUCUCAGCUAGAGGAAAAGAUGUCAUUCUGCCUUAGUAUUUGCUGUGAUCUGACCAGGGCCAUGUCCAGCUGGGAUACCAAGUGACAUUUGGAACUUUAAGAUUAGAGGCCAAAUGAAUGAGCAGUUUCAUUCUUCUCAAAACCCACUGAACUGCUGGUAGAUGUAGAUAAAUUGCAGUGGAAACCAACAGGGAUUCUUUAAUAUUGAUUCACUUGUGGAAUUGGCCCAGGAAGAAUGGGUGUCCGAAACUGGGUUUCUUCUGGGCAGGUGGCAGGUUGGUCUCGGCCAUCACCCUGCCUCCCACCAGUUUGCUCUUCGGCUUGCCUGGCCCAGAACUCCCUCUUCCCAGUUCCUGCUCCAGAGCUGUCUUCUCUAUCUGGAGGGCAGUGGGCUGUUUUCUGCCAUGUCCAGGCUCAACUGGUUUUGCUCCUUGCAGCAGGUCACCCUCAGACCCAGAACUAUUCUGAGUUCUUCUGAGUGGCUCCCCUGAGGGAAUUUGAGUCAUUUGAUUCCUCAAAAAGCCCCCCCUUCAUGCCCAGCAGCCAUUCGUGCCAAUGCGGGGAGAUGGAGGGGUGAGCAGUCUCCCAGAGCUCUGCAGGAGGCAGACUCCCAUCCCCCUCUGCAAGCCCCACCGUCACUCUCUGUGGUAACCCAGGCCCAGGCUAGGACCCUAGCACCAUCCUCCCCUCUCUCUGUCUAUCCCAGAACCUCAGGGGUAUACUUGUGACCAGCUAACUCCAUGUGGGCAUGUACAGGCAAACAGAACGGGAGAUGAGUCAUGUCUUUGUGUUACACAAUGGACACCUCUGUAGACGUCCAUUGGUUUUAAAGGGACAGAGAAGGAAGAGGGAUGAGACCAUUCUCCUCUCCCAGAAAUAAAGCUUGUACCUUCGAGAUUCCUUUAUGCCCUUGAAGUCAACUAAAAAUUGUGUCUAGUAUGGAGGUGUCUGCUGGUUGACAUUGGUGUUUUUUCUAAUGCAAUAAACAUUUCUGCCUGCUG
Messenger RNA from Marmota flaviventris (yellow-bellied marmot), 3082 nucleotides. It is a transcript of the gene Desi1, whose product is annotated as desumoylating isopeptidase 1. Gene Ontology annotation, molecular function: peptidase activity. The record is from RefSeq and is a predicted model, not a curated record. NCBI's taxonomy places the organism in Eukaryota, Metazoa, Chordata, Mammalia, Rodentia, Sciuridae. Gene Ontology annotation, biological process: protein modification by small protein removal.